Molecule: messenger RNA, 2682 nt
Organism: Austrofundulus limnaeus
Lineage: Eukaryota; Metazoa; Chordata; Actinopteri; Cyprinodontiformes; Rivulidae
Gene: wnt7bb
Product: wingless-type MMTV integration site family, member 7Bb
Exons: 4
Coding region: 615-1664 (349 amino acids)
Biological process (GO): cell fate commitment; multicellular organism development; canonical Wnt signaling pathway
Cellular component (GO): extracellular region
Molecular function (GO): frizzled binding; cytokine activity
Source: RefSeq, a predicted model, not a curated record
CAGCAGAUUUAUGCGGUGUGGGGGAGGGAGGGGUAGGAGGAGGAGGAGGAGGCGCGCAGCCCUUUUGUUACCUGUGCUGAGACUUACCUGGGCUGCUGGAAGUGCUGCUCUGCAGUCUGAGAUGACUUCCAGAAACAGGCGCACGCGCUUCGAGGAAGACAGCUCCGCGUCAGGAAGCUCCGCGCGUCUCUCUGCGGCAGACAGAGUCCACCUUCAGGGCGCAGCGCAAAGAGGAAGACAAGAGCAAAACAACCAAAGACGGAAGAAAGAGUUGAAGAGAAUUUAGUGUGAAAGUCAGGACGAACAGGAGGAACUCCGUCACCUCUCAGGUCCUCUCCUUCAGCUUUCAACCUGGACUUUUUAUGAUUUUAAUUAUUCUACCCACUGAGUCAGCUCUCAUCAGCACCUCUCACCUGUCCUCCUGAAGCAUGGAUUUUCCACUGAAGGCUUCCAACGAGCUCCAGCUUGAUGUCACGGAACAUAGACGGUGCAUCUGGGGGGGUUAGAGGAGCGUGGGAAUAAAGAAAACAGAGAAAGAAAGAAAAAAACCCAAUGUGAAGGGAAAAGCUGCUUUGUGUAACAGUGCAUGGCCUCUGGACAAAGUGCUAACGAUCAUGCACAAACCCCUCCGAAAGCGGAGUCUCUAUGUGUUCCUGUGUUUUGGCAUCAUCUACCUCAGGCUUGGGGCUCUGUCCUCGGUGGUGGCUCUGGGUGCCAACAUCAUCUGCAACAAGAUUCCUGGGCUGGCUCCUCGCCAGCGGGCCAUCUGCCAGAGCCGCCCGGACGCCAUCAUCGUUGUGGGCGAAGGCGCCCAGAUGGGCAUCAAUGAGUGUCAGUACCAGUUCCGAUAUGGACGGUGGAACUGCUCAGCACUGGGAGAAAGGACAGUCUUCGGUCAGGAGCUGCGAGUAGGCAGUCGGGAAGCAGCUUUCACCUACGCUAUAACGGCGGCGGGGGUGGCCCAUGCCAUCACGGCGGCGUGCAGCCAGGGCAACCUGAGCCAGUGCGGCUGCGACCGUGAGAAGCAGGGUUAUUACAAUCAGGAGCAAGGCUGGAAGUGGGGAGGCUGCUCGGCUGACAUCAAGUACGGCAUCGAGUUCUCGCGCCGCUUUGUGGACGCUCGCGAGAUUAAAAAGACGCCACGUCGCCUGAUGAACCUGCACAACAAUGAGGCAGGAAGAAAGGUUUUAGAAGAAAGGAUGAAGCUGGAGUGCAAGUGUCACGGAGUCUCUGGCUCCUGCACCACCAAAACCUGCUGGACAACACUUCCGAAGUUCCGCGAGAUCGGCUACGUACUCAAGGAAAAGUAUAAUGAAGCUGUGCACGUGGAGGUCGUCCGGGCUAGCCGCCUGCGCCAGCCCACCCACCUCAAGGUGAAACAGACUCUGGGCUACAGGAAGCCCAUGGAGACGGACCUCGUUUACAUUGAGAGGUCGCCCAACUACUGUGAGGAGGACGCGGCCACGGGGAGCGUGGGCACCCAGGGACGCUUGUGCAACCGCACGUCGCCGCACACGGACGGCUGCGACCUCAUGUGCUGCGGUCGAGGCUACAACACGCACCAGUACACCAAAGUGUGGCAGUGCAACUGUAAAUUCCAAUGGUGCUGCUUCGUCAAAUGCAACACGUGCAGCGAGAGGACGGAGGUGUUUACCUGCAAAUAAGGCUGCAGGAAACUCUUUUCAGCAGGAGGAGCUGGAUGAGAAAGAACCAGACAGAGUGGGAUGUCCAAGCGUUUUCAACCCGUUGGAGGUUUAAACAUGAAACAAAUGGAAUUUACACUAACAGCUCUUCAUGGCAUCGUUUUGCACAGCAGAUAUCUAAUUGCUUUCCAGAAAGUAAUUGCUAAUUCUCAGUAGGUAAUAGCCCAGAACUUUACCGUCACAUUGUGAUCAUGUACUAAUGCAUCCACGGUGAAGUUUGGAGUACCCAUAAAAAACAGUGGAAAAUGUGCUUUGCACUCUGGGAUCUGCAUGUAGAGGAACUCAGAGGAACAUGCAGACUGGGAGGGAACGGACAUCAGCUGAUGUGAGGUGAUGGGGAACGAUUCGUCAAAUCUUUGCUAAAAGGGACAUUUACAGUUUUUGUUGUAUUUUUGCUAAACAGGAGUUUAUGAAUGAAUCUUGACAAGUAGCCUCUGCACCGGCUGAGGUCGCUGUUAAAGGUGUAGAAAGGAAGAAGCACGGUGCAUUGUGUUGCACCUAUAAAGUUUAAGUGGAGAACUCUGUUAAACCCUCUGCUGCCAACUGGAAUACGGUGGAGAAUGUUUAGUUUUCCAGUAACACUGGAACUGUCUGUUCUGAACACUGAAAAUAAAUUGUCUAUUUAUGUUAUAGUAUCUUAAAACGCACUAACGGGUAGAAAUUUCUUUUCCUUUUUUUGUACUAAAUGUAAAGUAAGAAAAUUAUUUUUAGAGACUGACUAAAGUUGUGUGUUCAUUAGAAGAUAACUCAACAAUUCCCAAAAACUUCAACUUUUCCUCAACUAGAGGAAAGUAAAAUAAAAAAAAGCUUUUAUUGCUGCUGAUUUGCUAACAACAAAAUACAUCAUUAGACUGUGUUUCACAUUUAAACAUCUCAUCAUUCUGGGUUGUUAUAGUUUGUUUGCAGUCCUUUUUCCCCCACAAACUUUUUCUUGCACAGAUCCCUCGUCAAGUGAUUAAAUAUGAGUUCAUAAGUUUAA